Molecule: messenger RNA, 603 nt
Organism: Entamoeba dispar SAW760
Lineage: Eukaryota; Evosea; Mastigamoebida; Endamoebidae
Exons: 1
Coding region: 1-603 (200 amino acids)
Source: RefSeq, a predicted model, not a curated record
AUGUCUCUAAAUAUCAAUAAAGACAUUCCUAAAGAUAGUUUAAAUAGUUAUGAUCCUGAUGACAUAAACGAUUAUCUUAAUAACUCUCAAAGGAGUGUAGGUCUGAUUAGCCAUUCACUUGAACAAAAAAUCUUAAAUGAUCCUCUAGGUGAUAGUAUUAUUGAAAAUGAACCAACUCCUAAAGGAAAUGAUGAGUUAUUAAAUAAGAUUAAAGAAGAAACAACAAUCAAUAAGGAUAUAAGAAAAAGUAAAACCCAACCAUCUGUUACUAGUAUAACAGGUGUUGUUGAAAAUAAACAAAUUAAUGAAGAACAAAACAAAAAGUUACAAGAAAGUGUUAUUCCUCCAAUUCUUCCUGAAACUGAAGAAAUCCCUAAAAUGAAUGCCCUAGAAAUAAAAAAAACAGAACAAAAACCAAUUGAAAUUGUACAAGAAGAAGAGGUGGUUGGUGGUGGUCAACAAUCUACUAUUAAAGAAAAAGAGUAUAGUUCAGUACAUGGUAUUCACUAUUUCAUGAUUGGUAUUGUAAGUAUUAUUGUCUUUAUUAUUAAUUACACAAUUUUACGUGUAUUAGUAAGUUUAGAUAAUAAAUACUAUCAAUAA